Syzygium oleosum is the source of this 2196-nucleotide messenger RNA. RefSeq names its product pentatricopeptide repeat-containing protein At1g31920. Gene Ontology annotation, molecular function: zinc ion binding; protein binding; RNA binding. The transcript has a single exon. Bases 356 to 2170 code for a protein of 604 amino acids. The record is from RefSeq and is a predicted model, not a curated record. NCBI's taxonomy places the organism in Eukaryota, Viridiplantae, Streptophyta, Magnoliopsida, Myrtales, Myrtaceae. Gene Ontology annotation, biological process: RNA modification.
CAUGGCUCCAAUCAUCCACCAACCUCAUGGAUGAGAAAUUCCAAUACGAAUCUUGAAAACACUUUCCAUAUGACGUUCCACUCUCUAUUAAACAAGAAAAAGGAAGAAGUUUCUUACUUCAUUCGACACUAUCAGCUCACUUCACCUUUGACUUUGAAAUCCGAAUCCACUCUCAAGUUCAUUCUCUUGUUCACUCUUUCAAUACCCGCUAGCCACUUUCCCCAUGGCUCAGGAGUUUGGCCCCAACCAUGGUCUAUGUUCUUCCUCUUCGUGUUUUUUCUCAGCUUCUUCAUUGAUGACUUGAUUUUUCUCAUUAAAACUCUUUUGAGUUUUAUAAUGAUGUGGAUGAGUCAGGAUGAUUAGGACACUAGUCCAACCCACCCAUGUCUUGAUUCCACCACGAAAUCAUCAACAAAUACCCGAAUUCAAUCUGCAGUCGAAGGAGCAGGAGUGCUUGUCGUUGUUGAAGAGAUGUAAGAACAUGGAGGAAUUCAAGCAGGCACAUGCACGAGUCCUGAAGUGGGGAUUGUUCUGGGAAUCUUUCUGUGCAAGCAAUCUUGUGGCCACUUGUGCUCUUUCGGCUUGGGGAAGCAUGGCGUACGCUUGCUCAAUCUUUCGCAGAAUAUGUGAGCCGGGUACUUUCGAAUUCAACACCAUGAUAAGAGGGCAUGUUAAGGAUAUGAACUCUGAGGAAGCUUUACUUGUUUAUGCUGAUAUGCUUGAAAGAGGGAUAGAACCUGAUAAUUUCACAUUCCCUGCUCUGCUGAAGGCAUGUGCCCUGUUAAGGGCACUUGAAGAGGGAAUGCAAAUUCAUGGACACAUUCUAAAACUUGGGCUUCGUGAUGACAUUUAUGUGCAAAACAGUUUGAUCAACUUAUAUGGGAAGUGCAAGAAGAUAGAAUUAUCGUAUGCGGUUUUUGAAAAUAUGGAUCAGAAGAGUGUUUCUUCUUGGAGUGCUAUUAUAGCAGCAAAUGCUAGCUCGGGGUUAUGGUGUGAGUGCUUAAUGCUCUUUUGUGACAUGAACAAUGAUGGUUUUUGGAGGCCUGAAGAGAGCGUUUUGGUGAAUGUGGUUUGUGCUUGUACUCACUUGGGUGCACUGCAUUUAGGAAGAUGUGCUCACGGUUCGUUGCUGAGGAACAUAAGCUCGCUCAAUGUAAUCGUACAGACUUCCUUAAUAAACAUGUAUGCUAAAUGCGGGGCCGUACAAGAAGCAGCGAGCCUCUUCAAGAAGACCGCAGAUAAAAAUCAAUUAAGCUAUAGCACCGCAAUCUCGGGUCUAGCAAUGCACGGCCAGGGCCGAGAGGCGCUGGAACUUUUCUCAGAAAUGCUCAGCGAAGGCCUUAAGCCAGAUGAUGUGAUCUACGUAGGAAUUUUGAGCGCUUGUAGUCAGUGCGGCCUUGUAGACGAGGGUCUCCAAUUUUUCGAGCAGAUGAAAUCUGAAUAUGGGGUUGAACCGACCAUUAAGCACUACGGCUGCAUGGUGGACCUGCUCGGUCGAGCCGGGUUGCUCAUUGAAGCUUACGACCUCAUAAAGAACAUGCCCAUGAAGCCAAAUGACGUUGUGUGGCGGAGCCUUCUAGGUGCUUGCAAAGUUCAUCAAAACUUGGAAAUAGGAGAAAUUGUGGCCAAUGAACUACUCAAAUCAAACUCAAAGAAUCCUGGCGACUAUAUGUUGCUGUCGUACAUGUACGCAAGAACCGGGAGGUGGGAGGAUGUUUCUAGGGUCAGAACAGAGUUGGUCGAGAAGGGGAUUUAUCAGGCACCGGGAUUUAGCUCAGUUGAGGUGCAGAGGAAGAUAUACAGAUUCUUUGCACAAGACAUGAAGCACCCACAUGACGAUGGCAUUUGCGACAUGAUUCACCAAAUGGAGUGGCAGCUGAAAUUUGAAGGGUAUGUACCGGAUACUUCGCAAGUUUUGCUUAAUGUCCAGGAAGAAGAGAAGAGGCAGAGACUGAGAGGCCACAGCCAGAAGCUAGCAAUAGCUUUUGCCCUGUUAAAUUCAUCUCGAGGUUCUCCAAUCAGAAUCACCAGAAACCUCAGGAUGUGUAGUGACUGUCACACUUACACAAAGUACAUCUCUUUGAUAUAUGAAAGAGAAAUUACUGUAAGGGAUCGAAACCGGUUCCACCAUUUUAGAGAUGGAACAUGCUCUUGUAAUGACUACUGGUGAGUUACAAUUGAUGUGGAAGUUCUGAU